AUGACUGAUCUUACUAAUUCAACACCAUCAACAUCACUUAAUACAUCCCAAACAGCAACAACAACAACAACAGGUUCAAAUGCAAAUAAAAAAAGUAAAGGAAAUACAUUAAAUAAAAAGAAAAAUGUUAAAAGUUUAACAACAAAAAGUCAUCCGAAAUAUUCUGUUAUGAUUAAACAAGCAAUAACACAAUUAAAUGAUCGAAAUGGUACAUCAAAAGCUGCUUUAUUAAAAUAUAUAUUAGCUAAUUAUAAAGUUAAUCCAACAACAGCAAAUCAACAUCUUAAAUCAGCAUUACGUGCUGGUAUUAAAAAUAAAACAUUAAAACAAACAAAAGGUAUUGGAGCUAGUGGAAGUUUUAAAUUAGGUUUAACAUCAACAAAUAAAACAAAAUUAUCAACUCAUAAAAAACCAAAAACAACAACAAAUAAAUCACGUAGUCGUUCAAAAACAUCAACACAAAAUAAAAAAACAACGAAAUCUCGUUCAUCAUCAAAACCUAAAUCAACAACUGAAACAAAUAAACGAAAACGUUCACCAUCUUCAACUAAAAAACAAUCACCUAAAAAACCUGCAACUAAUACAACAACAACAACAACAACAACAGCAGCAACAACAUCUGAUAAUCAAACUAAAAAGAAACCAAUAAAGAAAGAAAAAAAAGUUAAAAUAGCUAAAACAAAACCAAAAUCUUCAACUAAACCAAAAACUUUAAAAAAAAAAGCAACAUCAACAAAGAAAAAAGCUCCUAAGACUGCUUCAUCAAAAUCUAAACCAAAAUCAAAAUCAUCAACUGGAAAUACAACUAAUGCAUCAUCAGCAACAACAAAUUCAUCAUUGAAUACUGCUAAUACAAACACAAAUGCAAGUUCAACAGGAAAAAAAGUUCGUAAAAGUACAACAACAAAAAAAGGAAAAAGUCAAAAAAAAUCAUCAAACAAAAAAUAA
Molecule: messenger RNA, 948 nt
Organism: Rotaria sp. Silwood1
Lineage: Eukaryota; Metazoa; Rotifera; Eurotatoria; Philodinida; Philodinidae
Source: the annotation of a GenBank genome assembly